AUUUUCUGUUCAACAUCAACUUAUGCGCGAACGUAUUUGAAUGGUUAAUAAAUGAUACAGUGCAACGUCUUUCGCAGCAGAAUUUGGUAUUACAAUAUUCAAAACAAAUUUAUGGAUUUAAAAAGGAGUUUUAGAUCUAUCACAGCUUUGAGAAUUUAAUUUUGUGAACCCUUUCAUUUUAUUUUGACUGAGUUAGUCAUUGUUAAAUGGAAUUGGAAAUACAUAUACUUCUAUGGUACGAAUUUAAAAUCCAUCACAAUUUUAACACGGUGUAAAUAAUUUGAGCAUUUUUCCAAUUAUAACUUCUCAGUGUUCACAGUGUUAGACAAAGUGUUAAUCAUCCUAAACGUUAUAUGCCUUGUAAGUCAUCUAAAGACUCUGUCUACAGAAACAUUCAUAGAUUGUUGUUGAAAACACUCUCAAUCCCUAUAUUUCAUAAAAACUACCAUGGUUUCUUUCACUUUAUUCGUUAUAUUUCACAUUAAUUUGGUUGAAUGAGAAAACAGCUGAUGAUAAUACGUGACAUAAUUGACAUAUAGUGAUGACGUGGAAUUAAACUAAAGGUUAUAACCCAUAUGUAAAAUCAUUUUGAGUUCUGCUAGGUAAUAGCAAAUAAAUCUAUACAAUAUUGAAGUUAAAAUAAAAAUCCUUUCCAUUGAACAAAUGAAAAACAUGUCCCGUGCACAUGUUAGUUUUAAGUAAGUUCGAUUUUAUUUUAUGCUCACUAACUAUACAUUAUUACGACUGUCAAAUAUUAAUGUGAGAGUACGCAUAAAAACUAACAGCAGAUAGGUCGAAUACAUUUAGCGAAAUCGAUUACCGUAAUAAAAACAUGUGUAGAGUAGUGUAUAACAAUUAGAAAACGGGUGUAAACAACAUUCAAAUCGCAUUAAAUCCUGAUGACUAUGACAAGAUAUAAACUUUGUGGAAUAUAUUUUUCUAAGAAAUUGACUACAGUUUUCAUAUUGACUGUGUUGUUCUUUCAAAUACCAUCAAUUAUUCUGUAUCAUAAUUACACAACCAACAAUUCAGUGGGAGAGGGAUUUUUCAGUAGUGAUGUUUUUUUUCACAUGAAAAUGUUGAGCAUAUGUACGAAGUCGGAGCAAAAGUGGCUUCAAUGUGUUGAUCAAUUGAAUGAUUUGAGAAUAACAAAUUAUGUAAGAUUGUCUGGAUUCCAAUCAUCAGUUCGUCUGUUUCAAACACCGUUAAACUACGGACUUCUCGAUAUACAAAUUCCAUUUACAAUAAAUAGUGAGAAUCAUAUGAAGGAUAUGUUGAAUGAACGUUAUGUUUUGUCGAAUAGUAGUGAUGUAAUUCCAAUGUCUAACGUGAAGUCAAGUGUGAAAAUGAGAAAGCGCAAUGUGCAUCAUCCGAAGUAUUUCAAUGUGAAAGAAGCACUUCAUGCUAUUGAAGUAGGGUUAUCUGAUGACGCAAAGCCGGUCAACGGAGGAUCGAUCAUUGUUGUACAACUACCAACGAGUGCUUGCAGUCCCACCAAACCACCAGAAAGUCUGGAUCUCAUAGUAAUAGUGAAGUCGUGUAUCUAUUGCUUUGACAAACGAUCGUACGCUCGAGACACCUACAUGAAAUCACACCUGUGGAAAGAUUUCCGAAUUCGAUUUGUUUUCGUUGUUGGAUUGCCAACCCCAAAUGAAACGGAUGUGUAUCAUUUCGACGGAGUCACUGUGAAUCUUGGUCGGAAGGCUUCUGAACUCUCUAAACUUUACGAGAGCUCACGAUGGAUUGCUGCUAAGAAGCUGAGUGACGAGAGUGGAAAAUUCAAUGAUAUGUUGGUCGGGUCAUUUCAUGAUACGUAUUUCAACUUGACGUCCAAGAUGAUAUUGUCAUAUCGAUGGGCUGCUACAUUUUGUAAGGGACAAACACCAUUGUAUCUGUUCGUUGAUGACGAUUAUGCAUUACUGCCUGAAAACACUAUUCGACUUGUCAGGAGUCUGAAUGCUUCUGUUUCGAGAUCGACCGUAGGAGGUUUUGUGCAUUAUACAAGUGUAGUGGCAAGACCGUCAAAGGAGAAGUUCGAUUUGAAAUGGUCGGUUUCAGUGAAUGAAUACCCAUGGGAUUACUAUCCACCUUACUUCUAUGGAAUAGGUUAUUUGUUGGGUUCAGAUAUUGUCAGUGAUGCUUCUGUGGCUAUGGCUUUCACACGAAGCAUUCGUAUAGAUGACUCAUUUUUAGGAAUUGUGUUGAGUCGACUAAACAGGACACUGACUAAUAUGAAGGAGUUUUCGUUGGAUGAAUCAAUACCGGAAAAUAAAUCUUGUCUAGUCAUUAUCAAUGUAGAUAUUGCGGGUGAUGUUAUUAAUUGGAAAACUGGCGACAUUAUGAACUAUUAA
Molecule: messenger RNA, 2351 nt
Organism: Schistosoma intercalatum
Lineage: Eukaryota; Metazoa; Platyhelminthes; Trematoda; Strigeidida; Schistosomatidae
Source: the annotation of a GenBank genome assembly